Molecule: messenger RNA, 7167 nt
Organism: Oryctolagus cuniculus (rabbit)
Lineage: Eukaryota; Metazoa; Chordata; Mammalia; Lagomorpha; Leporidae
Source: RefSeq, a predicted model, not a curated record
UCUGACAGCUUCAGCCCCACCUGCCACCUUCAUGACGGCGAGGACAUGGUCUGUGACCAGUGUGCACUGGGCUACGCGGGAGACUGGUGUGAGAGAUGCGCAGACGGUUACUAUGGAAACCCAACGGUGCCCGGGGAAGCCUGUGUGCCGUGUGACUGUGGCAAUGUGGAUCCCUCAGAGCCUGGUCACUGUGACCCGGUCACUGGGGAAUGCCUGAAGUGCAUCGGGAACACAGCCGGCCCCCACUGUGAGCGGUGUGCAGAUGGGUUCUAUGGAGACGCUGUGACUGCCAAAAAUUGCCGUGCCUGUGACUGCCAUGAAAAAGGCUCACGUUCUGGCCUGUGCCAUCCGGAGACUGGAGUCUGCAGCUGCAAACCCCAUGUGACCGGCAAGCAGUGUGACCAGUGCCUGCCUGGCUACUAUGGGCUGGACCUGGGCCAUGGUUGCCUGCCCUGUAACUGCAGCGCGGCAGGCUCCACGUCGGAUGACUGCUCGGAUGAAGGCCGGUGUCACUGUGCACCGGGUGUGGCUGGGGACAAGUGUGACAGGUGCUCACAUGGCUUCUAUGCGUUCCAGGAUGGUGGCUGCUCACCCUGUAACUGUGCGCAUACACACAACACGUGCGACCCACAGACCGGAGAGUGCCUCUGCCCUCCCCACACCAGGGGCCUGAGAUGUGAAGUGUGCGAGGAUGGAUACUGGGGCCACGACGUGGAGCGCGGGUGCCAGGCCUGCAAUUGCAGUCGUGUGGGGUCGGCCACUCACCAGUGCGAUGCGAUCUCUGGCCAGUGCCCGUGCAGGUCCGCGUUCGGUGGACGCAGCUGUGAUCAAUGCUCCUUGGGGCACAGAGACUUCCCAGACUGCGUCCCCUGUGACUGUGACCUGAGGGGGACGUUGGCGGACACCUGCGACCUGGAACAGGGCCUCUGCAGCUGUGCGGAGGAAACCGCUGCCUGCUCUUGCAAGGAAAAUGUGCUCGGCCUCCAGUGCAGUGAAUGUCGGGCUGGCACCUUCGCCCUCCACAAAGACGACCCCCUGGGGUGCAGACCUUGCUUCUGCUUCGGGCUGUCCCACCUCUGCUCCGAGUUGGAGGGUUACGUAAGGAUGCCAGUGACACUGGACCCCACUCAGCCUCUUCUGCGUGUGGUCUCCCAGAGCAACUUGAGGGGCACAACCGAGGGCGUCCAUUACCAGACCCCUGAUAUCCUGCUGGACGCUGUCACUGUCCGCCGCCAUGUCCAGGCAGAGCCGUUUUACUGGCGGCUGUCGGAGCAGUUCCAGGGAGACCAGCUCCUGGCCUAUGGUGGCAGACUGAAGUACAGUGUAGCUUUCUAUGCUUCCGAUGGCAUCGGCACCUCCAACUUGGAGCCUCAAGUUCUCAUCAAAGGAGGCCGGACCAGAAAGCACGUCAUUUACAUGGACGCACCUGCCCCGGAGAAUGGAGUGAGACAGGAGCAAGAAGUAGAAAUGAAAGAGAAUUUUUGGAAAUAUUUUAAUUCCGUUUCUGAAAAACCUGUCACACGCUCAGAUUUUAUGUCUGUCCUUAGCAACAUUGAAUACAUCCUCAUCAAGGCUUCAUAUGGCCAAGGGCUACAGCAGAGCAGAAUCUCAAAUAUCUCCCUGGAAGUUGGCAGGAAGGCUCAAGAGCUGCACCCAGAGACGGAGGUGGCGUCCUUUUUGGAGAACUGUGUCUGUCCUCCGGGCACAGCCGGCUUCUCUUGUCAGGACUGUGCGCCGGGGUACCACCGAGGAAGACUCCCAGAAGGUGCUAGCAGGGGGCCCCGCCCCCUGCUUGCUCCCUGCGUGCCCUGCAAUUGCAACAACCACAGUGAUGCUUGUGACCCUGAAACUGGAAAGUGUCUGAACUGCAGCGAUCACACGGCUGGAGACCACUGUGACGUGUGUGCGCCCGGCUAUUUUGGGAAGGUGAUUGGCUUGGCCAACGACUGUUCUCCAUGCACCUGUCCCUACCACUACCCUGCCAGUUUCAGUCCCACAUGCGUCUUGGAAGGUGAUGGUGACCUGCGCUGUGAUGCCUGUGCCCCAGGCUAUGAAGGGCAGUAUUGUGAGAGGUGCUCCUCGGGCUACCACGGAAACCCUCGGAUGUUGGGUGGCAGGUGCCGGAAGUGUGACUGCAGCCUGCAGGGCUCUGUUCACAGUGACUGUGACCGCGAGUCGGGGCAGUGCGUCUGCCGGCCGGGGGCCACCGGGCUGCGAUGCGAGCAGUGCGAACCCCGGCACGUGGUGCUGGAGAGCAGCUGUGUCUCUUGCGACGAUGAGUGUACAGGCGUGCUGCUGGAUGACUUGGAUAAUGUUGGUGACGCCAUUCUUUCCGUGAACCUCAGCAGCAUCAUUUCUCUCCCACACGGAAUUUUGUCAAACCUGGAAAAUACAACUCAGGAUCUCCGGAAAUCUUUAUUAAAAGAAAACGCUCAGAAGGAACUGGCCAACAGUGAACUUGAAGAUGUUGCACAACACACGGACGACCUGCAAGCGGAGCUCACCAGAGUGUUAACAAGUAGCCAGCAGGUGAACAGGGCAACUGAGAGAAUCCUCAACGCCAGUCAGGACCUGACCACGUUCAUUGAGAGGCUGCAGAUGGACGUCAGAGAAAUUCUUAAGAAGGCAACAAAUUUAAAUCAGACCUGGGACGAGGACCUCCAGCUCCCCAAUUCUACCCUUCAGAGUAUGCAGCGGGACUUGACGUCCUUGCUGGAAGCCAUUCAGAGAAGACACUUCACGCACUUGCACCAAAAUGCCACCCUGGAACUCAAGGCUGCUGAAAGUUUACUGUCCCAAAUUCAGAAAGCUUUCCAAAAGCCACAGGAGGAGUUGGAGGCGUUAAAAGCAGCAGCCAGCCGCGUCCUUACAAAGCACCACAAUGAACUGCAGGUGGCAGAAGACCUUGUGCAGGAUGCAGAGGCCAAGACCAAGGAAAGCAGCCACCUGCUGCUCAUUGUCAAGGCCAACCUGAGAGAAUUCAAGGAUAAAAAGCGACAUGUCCGAGAAGAACAAAACUUGACCUCAAAGCUAACUGCCCAAGGAAGAACACUGAUAGAUGCUGCCACUGCACAUGCAGACACUAUGCAAAAUACUCUAGCCCAAUUAGAGAAUCUGCAGGAUGAGCUACUUCUGUGGACUGCUAAAAUCAGGCACCAUGUUGAUGAUCUGGUCAUGCAGAUGUCCAAAAGGAAAGCCCUUGACCUUGUCUACAGAGCUGAGGACCAUGCAGCUGAGCUCCAGAGACGAGCAGGUGCUCUGGCCAGUGGCCUUGAGAAAGUCACACACGUGUCCUUGAAUGCAACCAGUGCAGUCCACGUCCAUUCCAACAUUCAGAGAAUGAUUGAAGAAGCAGACAAACUGGCCAGCGAUGCCCAUGAGACUGUCAAUAAGACAAGCCUGCUCUCAGAGUCCCUUGUUUCCAGUGGGAAAGUGGCUCUGCAGCGAAGCUCCAAAUUUCUCAAAGAAGGCAACAACCUUAGCCGGAAGCACCAAGGUAUGGCGUUGAAACUGAGCGAACUGAAAAAUACGGCAAACAGAUUUCACGAGCGUGCAGAUAACAUCACGGGGCAAACCAGUGGAUUACUGCUGAAGCUUAGAGCAAUUCCUGAAAGUGUGAGAGACAAAGGAACCAAAACCAAAGAGCUGGCCUCAUCUGCCAACCAGACAGCAGUGAGCACACUGAAGGAUGUUGUGGGAUUGAGCCAGAAGGUGUUUAAUACGUCAACUGACCUGUCCCGAGUGAAUGCUACCCUACAGGAGACACAUGAACUUCUACGGGACUCCACCGUGACCACUCUGUUGGCUGGAAGAAAAGUUAAAGAUGUGGAAAAACAAGCCAACCUGUUAUUCGAUCGGUUGAAGCCUUUGAAGCUCUUAGAAGAGAACCUGAGCAGAAACCUGUCGGAAAUCAAGCUGCUGAUCAGUCAGGCCCGGAAACAAGCAGCCUCUAUUAAGGUCGCCGUAUCUGCAGACAGAGACUGCAUCCGGGCCUACCAGCCUCCCAUCUCUUCCACGAACUAUAACAGCUUAACGCUGAAUGUGAAGACAAGCGAGCCCGAUAACCUUCUCUUCUACCUUGGAAGCAGCACCAGCGCUGACUUCCUUGCGGUGGAGAUGCGGCGAGGGAAGGUGGCCUUCCUCUGGGAUAUGGGCUCCGGGUCCACACGCCUGGAAUUUCCUGACUUCCCCAUUGACAACAACGAAUGGCACAGCAUCCGUGCAACCAGGUUUGGAAACGUUGGUUUAUUGAGUGUAAAGGAAUUGAGCUCAAGUCAGAAGCCACCGGUGAAAACAAGUAAAUCCCCUGGAACAGCUAAUGUUCUAGAUAUAAACAACUCGACAUUGAUGUUUGUCGGAGGGCUCGGAGGACAAAUCAAGAAAUCUCCCGCUGUGAAGGUUACUCAUUUUAAAGGCUGCAUGGGUGAGGCUUUCUUCAAUGGAAAAUCCAUUGGCCUUUGGAACUACAUUGAAAGGGAGGGCCAGUGCCAAGGCUGCUUCGGAAGCCCCCAGAGUGAAGACUCUUCCUUCUAUUUCGAGGGGAGUGGGUAUUCCGUCGUGGAGAAGACGCUGCGGGCCACCGUGACACAGGUCGUGAUGCUCUUCAGCACCUUCUCGCCUAACGGGCUGCUCCUCUACCUGGCUUCCAAUGGCACCAAAGACUUUUUAUCCAUCGAGCUGGUGCAUGGCAGAGUGAAAGUCACAGUCGACCUGGGUUCAGGGCCCCUUGCUCUUACUACAGACAGGCGGUAUAACAAUGGAACCUGGUACAAAAUUGCUUUCCAGCGAAACCGGAAGCAAGGACUGCUGGCAGUCAUUGAUGCCUAUAACAGCAGUGAUAAGGAAACCAAGCAGGGCGAGGCUCCGGGAGUAUCCUCAGACCUCAAUCGUCUAGACAAGGAUCCCAUCUAUGUGGGGGGAGUACCGAGGUCAAGAGUUGUAAGAAAAGGCGUCACCAGCAAAAACUAUGUGGGCUGCAUCAAGAACCUGGAAAUAUCCAGAUCAACCUUCGAUUUGCUCAGAAAUUCCUAUGGAGUGAGAAAAGGCUGUGUGCUAGAGCCUAUUCACAGCGUGAGCUUCCUGAGAGGUGGCUACAUUCAGCUGCCCCCCAAGUCUUUGUCGCCAGAAUCGGAAUUAUUGGUCACGUUUGCCACCACCAACAGCAGCGGCAUCAUCCUGGCUGCCCUUGGCAAGGAGGCACAGAAGCAGGGCCCCUUGCAGAUGCACAUGCCAUUCUUUGCCAUCAUGCUGGUUGAUGGCCAUGUGGAAGUGCACGUCAAUUCUGGGGACGGAACCAGCCUGAGAAAAGCGCUCCUGCACGCUCCCACGGGUACCUACAGCGACGGACAAGACCAUUCCAUCUCCUUGGUCAGGAAUCGCAGAAUCAUUACUGUCCAACUGGAUGAGGCCCAUCCUGUAGAAAUGAAGUUGGGCCCCUUAGCAGAAAGCAGGACAAUGAAUCUGUCCAACCUGUACAUAGGGGGCGCUCCAGAGGCCGAGGGGGCAGCGGUGCUCAAAGUGAGGAGCUCAUUCCACGGCUGCAUCAGGAACCUGGUCUUUGACAUGGAACUUUUGGAUUUCACUGGUGCGGUUGGCUACGAACAAGUGGACUUGGACACCUGCUUGCUGUCAGAAAGCCCUCUGCUGACUCUUCAUGGAGGGGACAGUGAGCUCUUGCCAGAGUCCCUGCCUUUAUUUAGUCAAGGACAGUGCGUGGAGGACACGCCUCCAGAGUAUGUCACCGAUGCGCACCAGUUUGGCCUCUCACAAAGCAGCCAUUUCAUCUUGCCUUUUGAUCAGUCGGCUGUCAGAAAGAGGCUCUUGGUCCAGCUGAGCAUCCGGACAUUUGCAUCCAGCGGUCUGAUUUACUACAUGGCUCACCAGAACCAAGUGGACUAUGCCACGCUCCAGCUGCACGAGGGCCGCCUCCAGUUCAUGUUUGAUCUCGGUAAAGGCCGAACCAAGGUCUCUCACCCGGCCCUGCUCAACGACGGCAAGUGGCACACGGUCAAGACAGAGUACAUUAAAAGAAAAGGUAUCGUGACUGUUGAUGGCCAAGAGUCACCCGGGGUGACCACGGUGGGAGACGGGACCACGCUGGAUGUGGAAGGGAGGAUGUACCUGGGAGGCCUUCCCUCCGAGUACCGGGCCAGGAACAUUGGAAACAUCACCCACAGCAUCCCUGCCUGCAUCGGGGAGGUGACACUCAACAGCAAACAGCUGGACAAGGACAGCCCAGUGUCUGCCUUUGCAGUAAACAGGUGCUAUGCCGUGGCCCAGGAAGGAACUUUCUUUGAAGGAAGUGGAUACGCAGCUCUUGUUAAGGAAGGCUACAGAGUCCGAUCGGAUUUAAACAUCACACUGGAGUUCCGUACCUCCUCAGAGAAUGGCGUCCUCCUGGGGAUCAGCAGUGCCAAAGUGGACGCCAUCGGCCUGGAGAUUGUAAAUGGCAAGCUCCUGUUCCACGUGAACAAUGGCGCCGGGAGGAUUACAGCCGCCUACGAGCCCAGAGCUGGCAGCACUCUGUGUGAUGGAAAGUGGCACACCCUACAAGCCAACAAGAGCAAGCACCGCCUCGCGCUCACUGUGGACGGGAACACAGUUGCUGCUCAGAGUCCACACACCCAGUCCACCUCGGCCGACACCAACAACCCCAUUUACGUAGGGGGCUAUCCAGCUGAUGUCAAGCAAAACUGCCUGAGCAGCCAGACCUCGUUCCGGGGCUGUUUGAGGAGGCUCUGGCUGAGUAAGGGCGCGCAGGUGCAGUCCCUCGACUUCAGCAGAGCAUUCGAUCUUCAAGGCGUCUUCCCUCAUUCCUGUCCUGGGACUGAGCCCUGAACUGCUGGCGGAAACCCUCAGUCGGAAUCAUUGCUGAUGUCUUGGGAAAUUUAUUUGUGAAUGAAAAGCUCAUCAGUUCACAUUUCCUUGCCAACUCAGGUUGUUUCCAGGGAGAAAUGUGUGGAUGUUAAAAUGAAACCACGUAUACAACAAAUACCUCUAUUAAAUGGUCUAAAAUGUAAAAUGAAUUCCUUGGCUCUUUUUUGUAAAGUUUUUGUCUUAAUCUUUGUAAGCAUUUUUAAAUGUCCUGUUGAUAACCUGACAGUAUUUUAUGUUUUGCAUUUUUGAGCUUUAAAAAAAAAUAAAAUAUCACUAACAGACUAUAAUAGA